Molecule: messenger RNA, 1233 nt
Organism: Thlaspi arvense
Lineage: Eukaryota; Viridiplantae; Streptophyta; Magnoliopsida; Brassicales; Brassicaceae
Source: the annotation of a GenBank genome assembly
AUGAGUUCGAAAAAGAUGGAAGGGUCGUCUUCUCCGGCGAUUCGACGGGACCCGUACGAGGUACUUUCUGUAUCAAGGGACGCGAAUGAUCAAGAAAUCAAAUCCGCUUACAGAAAAUUAGCUCUAAAGUAUCAUCCGGACAAGAAUGCAAACAAUCCUGAUGCGUCUGAGCUUUUCAAGGAAGUUGCAUAUUCCUAUAGCAUUUUGUCUGAUCCUGAAAAGAGAAGGCAAUAUGACAAUGCAGGAUUUGAGGCCCUUGACGCUGAGGGAAUGGACAUGGAAAUUGACUUGUCGAACCUCGGAACCGUAAAUACAAUGUUUGCUGCAUUAUUCAGCAAACUAGGCGUGCCUAUCAAGACUACUGUGUCUGCCAAUGUUCUUGAAGAGGCUAUGAAUGGAACUGUUACUGUUAGGCCACUUCCUAUUGGAACAUCAGUUAGUGGGAAGGUUGAUAAGCAAUGUGCACAUUUUUUUGGAGUUACGAUAAGUGAACAACAAGCUGAGUCAGGGGUGGUUGUUAGAGUAACAUCAACAGCACAAAGUAAAUUUAAGUUACUUUAUUUUGAGCAAGAUUCAAGUGGCGGCUAUGGAUUGGCCUUACAGGAAGAGAGCGAGAAAACAGGCAAGGUGACAUCAGCUGGAAUGUAUUUCUUACAUUUUCAAGUAUACCGAAUGGAUUCUACUGUCAAUGCGUUAGCUGCAGCCAAGGACCCAGAAUCUGCGUUCUUCAAGCGAUUAGAAGGUCUUCAGCCUUGUGAGGUUUCAGAACUGAAAGCUGGCACUCAUAUAUUUGCAGUUUAUGGUGACAAUUUCUUCAAGACUGCAUCUUACACGAUUGAGGCACUCUGUGCCAAGACCUACGAGGACACAACAGAGAAGUUGAAGGAGAUUGAAGCUCAGAUUUUAAGAAAGAGAAACGAGUUGCGGCAGUUUGAAACAGAGUACCGAAAAGCUUUGGCGCGCUUUCAAGAAGUCACCAACAGAUAUACUCAGGAGAAGCAAACUGUGGAUGAACUACUAAAGCAACGUGAUACAAUCCAUUCGUCCUUCUCUGCCGUGAAGACACCAAGCGGCAACAACUUGAGCAAUGGGAGUAGCAGCAAAGCUCAGGGAGAGGAAUCGAAAGGCGACGGGGAUAGUCCCGGAGAAGAAGGAUCAGAGAGCAGAGACAAAUCAAAGAGGAAAUGGUUCAACUUGAACUUAAAAGGAUCUUCUGAUAAGAAGCUUGGUUGA